AAGCUGCUGCUGGAAAAAAAAAGUCAUUACCAAAUGAAAUUCUGUCCUCCAGAAAGCUGUCUACUCAUCCUUUAUUUAAGCUUGAAAAAAACGUGGAAAAUUAUUACAGAGAAACUUACUUGUGGGAGACUUGCAGCUGAUAUGCUCACACCAUCAAUAAUACAAAACUGUUGAAAUAAAUGAUUAAAAUAAAACACAACACGCAUUCCCCAUUUUACUAACCGGACCUUCCAGGAUGUUGAAACUGCAAACAUACAGACUAUGUAGAUGCUUCAAAAGUGAGUUUGACAAUAUAAUCCCCUCCUUUCCUACUGUCUCUGCUGUCAGCCUGGUUCUGCUAUGGCACAAUUGCAUAACCUUUGCUCAGAUUUUUUAGGAAAUCAUUAAAUUGAGAGAAAGCUCUAUGAAGAAGUCCACAGAGUCGAGCCAUGAAAUAUAAGAUAAAAUUGGAGAUAAAGGAUGCUGAGAUUGGGCCAGGCAAGAAGCUCAAGAGGAAGAACAUCAAUGUGGAAAGAUGAUUAACAUCUCAAGGGAAAAAAUUAGGUGGAAGACAAUCUGGAUGAGGGGAUCGAAUGCACCCUCAGUAAUUUCACAAUCUGCAUCAUGGAAAAGCAAGUGCUUGAAUCUACAGAGGAGCGGACGUUUCAGUACCAAGAUUCUCUCCCAUCCUUGCCAGUACCUCCUCUUGAUGAAUCUUUAAGUAAAUACCUCGAUGCAGUGAAGCCAUUUCUAAAUCAAGAGGAAUAUCAAAGAACUGAGGAUAUAGUUAAAAAAUUUGAAAAUGGCAUUGGGAAAGAGUUGCAUCAGAAAUUACUGGAAAGAGCUAAAAUGAGAAGGAAUUGGCUGGAGGACUGGUGGCUGAAUGUGGCUUAUCUUGAUCUUCGCAUCUCAACACAAAUACACUGUAAUAUGGGAGGCCCUGGUCCCUAUAUUGAGCACUGCUGGCCACCAAAAGAGGGCACUCAGAUAGAAAGAGCAUGUGUAAAUAUAUGGCACACCCUGAAAUACUGGGAUCUGUUACGAGCAGAGAAGGUGACCAUAGAGAGAUCUGGGAAUACAGUUCUGGACAUGAACCAAUUUCGAAUGCUCUUCUGCACUUGCAAAAUUCCUGGGGUUACCAGAGACUCGAUCGGCACUUAUUUUAAAACUGAGGCUGAAGGUGAAUGCCCAUCUCACUUAAUAGUUCUGUGUCGAGGUCGAGUGUUUGCAUUUGAUGCUAUGCAUGAAGGCAGUAUGGUGACUCCUCCAGAGAUAUUCAGGCAACUUACAUAUAUUCAGAAAAGAUGCCAUAGUGAGCCAGAUGGACCGGGACUGGCAGCCCUAACAAGCAAUGAAAGGACAAAAUGGGCAGAGUUACGGGAAUAUUUGAUUGAUCUUGAUCCAAAGAACUUAACUCUUCUGGAAAAAAUUCAGAAAAGUUUGUUUGUGGUCUGCCUUGAUGAUUCUAGUCCCCAUGCAACUCCUGAGGACUACACUGAGCUUACAAGGCUGGGACUAACAGGUGAUCCGACUGUACGCUGGGGAGAUAAAUCCUACAAUAGCAUAUUCUUUUCCAAUGGAACCUGCAGCGCGUUCUGUGAUCAUUCUCCUUUUGAUGCCAUGGCUUUAAUUACCAUGUUAGCUUAUGCCGAAAAGAAGAUUAUUGAAAAUGAGGGAAAAUGGAAGGGAUCAGAUAAUGUGAGGGAUAUUCCAUGGCCAGAGGAACUUGUAUUCACAGUGGAUCCAAAAAUUAUAAAUGAAAUUGGACGUACUAAAGAACUGUACUACAAGCAGGUAUCUGACUUGCAACUGGUGUCUUAUGCCUUCACAUCCUUUGGCAAAGCAUUGCUUAGGAAGAAGAAACUUCAUCCUGAUACAUUUGUGCAGCUUGCCCUUCAGCUUGCUUAUUACAAAUGCCACGGACGUCCGGGCUGCUGUUACGAAACUGCCAUGACCAGGCGUUUCUAUCAUGGCCGCACAGAGACCAUAAGACCGUGUACUAUGGAAGCAGUGGAAUGGUGCAAGUCCAUGCUGGAUCCUUCUGACAGUACUUAUCAACGACUACAGCUGAUGCAUAAGGCAUUUGCAAAGCACAAUAAAAUGAGGAAAGAAUGUGAGAAUGGAAGAGGCUUUGAUCGUCAUCUUCUGGGUCUCCUGCUCAUAGCACAGGAGCAAGGACUGCCAGUGCCAGAACUGUAUGGGGAUAAGGCCUUCACAGCUAGUGGAGGAGGUGGGAAUUUUGUCCUUUCAACUAGUCUGACUGGCUACACUAGGUUUAGUGGAUCUGCACUCCCUAUGGUACAACAUGGCUAUGGCUUUUUUUAUUCAAUCAGAGAUGACAGGAUCGUUGCAACCUGUUCUUCUUGGAAAUCAUGUCCAGAGACUGAUGCAGAAGUGCUGUGUAGAACUAUGUUCCAGUGUUUUCAUGACAUGCUACAGUUAACAGUUACAGCUCAACUGUAAGCUUGAUAAUGAUGUAAAAGGCUUUACAAGGUCACGAGUUAUAGGUAGUAAUUAAAAAUGAAAUGCUACUCAAGAGUACUGUUGCAUUCAAGACAUUUAAUGAUCUAUGUGAAGUCUACGUACUUUUAUGUGAUUUACUGUGGUAACAGUACCCCUUGAAGAGUAAUGUAGCCAUUUGCAGCAGCAAUGCAAGCAGUAGUACCUUAUCUGUGUAGAACUAUGCAAUAUUAAAAUAUGCCUCAACAAUGCAAAUGUACUUCGAGACAAGAUGUUGGAGUGGAGAACUGAUGGGAGACUUGUAUUUAUGAUCUCAGUAGUAGCAUGUAGAAAUGUAGAAUAGUUUGUAGUCUACUGAUACUGUUUAUGCCAGUGGAGCACUUAACUGUGUACUUAAAAGUAACCACACUACCCUCUUAGGUGAUUAUGCUUCCUGUUCACAGUGGUUUGUGAAACAGAAGGGCUGCCUCUAUUAGGUUAUAUGGUAUAAGUUAUCUUUCAUUUUUGCUAUCAGGAUUAUACCAAAUAAAUCUUGUAUCCAUUAAUGGGGAUGUUCCCACUACAUUUGUAGUAUGAGAACACUACAAUCUGAAGUAUUUUGAAAAAGAAUUAGUCAAUAAAGACAGAAAGCAGCAUGGGUUUCAAAUUUCUUAGUUUUCAUCUUGAAGUGAACUGUGAAUAUCUGCUGCUUUACACUAAUAGUACACAAUAAAAAUAAGCACUGAAUUGUUUGAUAUGGUUCUCAGGAUUUUAAUACUUGAUUCCUCUGAGCAGCUUUGUAUUUUCCUAUCAUAGAAAUAAAAUUCUUCUAAAAAUCAA
Molecule: messenger RNA, 3258 nt
Organism: Pseudopipra pipra
Lineage: Eukaryota; Metazoa; Chordata; Aves; Passeriformes; Pipridae
Gene: CROT
Product: carnitine O-octanoyltransferase
Exons: 17
Coding region: 604-2442 (612 amino acids)
Cellular component (GO): peroxisome
Molecular function (GO): carnitine O-octanoyltransferase activity
Source: RefSeq, a predicted model, not a curated record